AUGUCCAGCGGAAACGGCUUUCUCCAUAAUAGUUAUUUAUUCGUUUUUAUUUUAUUCACUUUCAAUCAGUUAGUCUCCAGUUUCUCAUUCGAGCAGUGCAAUGUAACGAGGUCGUGUUGGUUUCACCCUCCAGAAUGUAGUGCAGAUAACACGGCAGCAUGCCAAUCAGGUGUAGAAUGGCAAAUGCUUCCAGAAGGACUAUUUCUACAACUAGAAGCAAAAGUCCACGAUCUGGAUCAAACACGUCCGUUCUAUGCAGCGCUAGGAUUCAGCUUCAAUCAGAGAAUGGAUGAUGAUACAGUUUUCGAAUGUGUUGUUCCGCACACGGGAGACGGAAAAGUGCAAAUUUCGUUUAACGAUGAAACGUUCAAUCAGGUUUUGCCACAGGCGUCAUCAGUACUUUUGACGGAGGGAACCACUUCGUAUAUUGAUGGAGUGCUGACCUGCAGUGCCAAGUUAUUGUUGGACAAUCGACCAUUGAUAAGUAAUGAUAGCCAAUUCAUGGUUCAUGAUCUUGAAACUGGUUCUUAUCAUUUACUUUUUGCAAGAGGAAGUGCCAAUAAGUACACACUCGAAAAGGACAUUCACUCAACGAACGAUGGACAACAAUUUCCAUGGAUGUCCGAUGAACAGGUAUCAUUUUGUCGCACGAAUUGCUCAUCACCGAACCUUUAUCAUAUCGGAGAAAUGAGACAAACUUAUAAUGUAAGCAGAUAUUGGAGAUACAGAAUUGCAGUAUGGCAUGGAAUCCUUCUGAUGUUUGCCUGGUGGGUUUUGGUAUCAAAUGCCAUUCUCAUCAGCCGAUAUUUCAAACCUCUGUUCCCUCGCAACAAACUUCUGGGAACUGCUGUAUGGUUUCAGCUCCAUCGUGAUAUGAUGAUUCUCUCGGUCGUCAUCCAAAUAAUAUGUGUUCUUCUUAUUUUUUAUCAAGCCGGAUGGGUCUGGUAUCAGUGUUCUUACAUGUGCACUUCUGAUGAUUUCUCCAAGAAAAUGCAUGCAAUAACUGGAUUCACUGCAACUGUGUUAGCUCUUCUUCAACCGAUUUUUGGCUUCCUUCGUCCCUCUCCAACAUCCAGUAUUCGUCCAAUUUUCAACUGGGGUCAUUGGUUUAUUGGAAUGUUCUCUUGGUCUGUUGCAUCAGCCACCAUUUUUCUCUCAUUACCAAUGGGCAAAACUGGUUUGAGAAGGGUUUAUGGUCAUGUACCGGAUUGGAUUGCAAUAGGAUACAUGCUUUUCUUUGUUGCUUGUAAUUUAAUUCUAGAGCUGAUUACUGUAACAAGCAGUAAUAACAAAGUUGAAGGAAUCCAGCCUCAUCGAUUUACAGUUGGUCCAAUGGGAAUGGCACUUGCAAAUCUAAACACUCCAAUCAAAGAUGCGCCCAUUGAAAUUCCCAAACGUACAAAAGCCCGUGUCACAAUAGUUUUAGUCCAUUUAGUGGUCAGUUUAUCCGUGAAUGUUGCCUUCGCUGUAAUGCUGUUCCGUGUUCUUUGGUCGCAUUCUCCUUAG
Messenger RNA from Caenorhabditis briggsae, 1506 nucleotides. Lineage: Eukaryota; Metazoa; Nematoda; Chromadorea; Rhabditida; Rhabditidae. The transcript is spliced from 11 exons. The coding region runs from base 1 to 1506 and encodes 501 amino acids. The record is from RefSeq and is a predicted model, not a curated record. Gene Ontology annotation, molecular function: oxidoreductase activity, acting on metal ions.